Molecule: messenger RNA, 1933 nt
Organism: Salarias fasciatus (jewelled blenny)
Lineage: Eukaryota; Metazoa; Chordata; Actinopteri; Blenniiformes; Blenniidae
Product: growth hormone-regulated TBC protein 1-A-like
Exons: 8
Coding region: 69-1160 (363 amino acids)
Biological process (GO): regulation of GTPase activity
Molecular function (GO): GTPase activator activity; small GTPase binding
Source: RefSeq, a predicted model, not a curated record
UCUUGGUGCCGGCGCUCCAGCGCUCCUCGGCAGCCUGUCGUCUUCAGACAGGUAAAGCUGAUGAACUCAUGAGGCUGACGUUCGAUUCCCGGACCAGCAGCUCACGACUGAUGGAGCAGGACCGAGAGGAGAAGGCUGCUCAGCCGCCGACCUGCUACGACGAGAGCGGCAGGAUUGACCCCUACGGUUUCGAGAGACGCCACGACUUCGAGUCCUAUAAGGAGAUGAUGAGUGAGUACGUGGCCGUGCUGAACCGGCGGUCGGUCCGGUGGUCCCGGCUCCUGCAGGACCGGCCUCGGGUGGAGAAGAGCCUGACGGUGAAGCGCUACGUCCGGAAAGGCGUGCCGCACGAGCACCGCGCCCGGAUCUGGAUGGCGGCGAGCGGCGCCCAGGAGCAGCUGGAGGGCCGGGCGGGGUACUACCAGGCUCUGCUGUCUGCGCCGCACGACGGCCGGCUGAGGGACACCAUCAGGACAGAUCUGCACCGCACCUUUCCUGACAACAUCCUGUUCCAGACCGGCGCCGAGCCCAGCCUGCAGACGGCGCUGUUCAACGUGCUGCUGGCCUACGGACGCCACCACCCCGCCGUGGGCUACUGCCAGGGCAUGAACUUCAUCGCAGGCUACCUCAUCAUCGUCACCAAAGACGAGGAGAAGUCCUUCUGGCUCCUGGAUGCUCUGCUGGGCAGAAUCCUCCCAGAUUACUACAGCCCCGCCAUGCUGGGCCUGAAGACGGACCAGCAGGUCCUCGGGGAGCUGGUGAAGGUCAAGGCGCCCGCGGUGGGUCAGCUCAUGGCCCAGUACCCCGGCAUAUGGACCCUGGUCGUGUCCCGCUGGUUCAUCUGCCUCUUCAUCGACAUCCUGCCGAUCGAGACGGUGCUGCGGGUCUGGGACUGUCUCUUCUACGAGGGCUCCAAGGUGCUGUUCCGCGUGGCGCUGACGCUGGUGGUCCACCACCAGGCGGAGAUCCUGAGGGCGCGCUCGCUGCCCGACGUGUGCCAGUGCUUCAAGCAGAUCACCGGCGGCGCCUUCACUCUGGACUGCCACGCCUUCAUGCAGAGGAUCUUCACGGAGCCUGGGAGCCUGUCGAUGGCCACCAUCGAUAAGCUGAGGGAGAAGUGCAGACAGCAGGUCCUGAAGGAGGAGUCCGGCCCGCCGUGAAGCCUCGCCUCUCACCUUUUGACCUCUGCGGCUAUAAACACCGUGAGAACCUUCACACCAGCCCGUGUUUCCGUCCGGUUCUUAUCAGGGUUGCCUUCUGCGCUCCACGUCGUCUCGUUUCCUGGAUCGGCUUCACGAUUGGCUGAUUUCUUAAACACCUUGGUCAAACAGUGAUGAGCACACAUCCUCCACGAGGCCUGGCGGCUUCCUGCAGCAUCGCAAUCUGAACAUGUAACCUGAUUUUGAAGAUUAAUAUCUUUACCACUACAAGAAACAAAAAGGGGCAAAUUAUUAGCAGAUGAAAAACCAUUUCCUUGUAUUUUGGUUGUAGACUUUGCCUAUUUUUAUUAUUAGAGAAAAAUACAGCCUUUAUUUUCCAGUAUCCUUUUGACAUAUCAGUGAACAACCCAGAAAGAAACAAUAGGAAAUAGUCCUUUCCUAGAAUAUAAAGAUAGAACUACAGUAGUGGAGAAGAAAUUAAAUGGAAACCACUUCAUCUGAAUCGUGUUAUUUCAUAUUGUUUAGACUUCUGAGCCUCAUCAUUUCAGUUGUUCCUUCUUUCAACUCCUAAGGAAAAUAAAAAAAAUAUGCAACAAGUCAAAUAAAGUAAUGUCUGUUGUUCAUGGGAUAACAGGAAAUAUUCUGACAUUUUUAAUCAGAAUAAAGACAUGAGAUCUGUGUUAAGCAUGAGGCAUGUGACUGUACUCUGCAGCAGCAGCAGCUCUCAUUAAAGCUGGCUUUAAGUUGAGGCUGCUGUCACUCAUGGCGGUAGA